AUGGAUGACUUGAAUGCAAGAUACAAGGAUUUGAUAGAGGCAAGGAAAAAUGUUCGUAGCCAUAGCGGAUCAGAUGGAAGGUGCAUGACUUUUUGCCCGGAAGUGGAGGGUUUAGAGCGAACACUCAAGAAUGACGUAUCGGCGUAUGAGAAUGAAGUGAUGGUGAAAAAGCACCGUAAAGUAGUGCCUGGGGCAGGACGAGAGCAUAUUGAUGACAUAAGGCCUGUGCAUGUACUGCUCAAUGUUGUGGAUCACCUUACUAAGCUAAGCAUGCGAAAUCAAAGCAUACAGAUGUAUAAGUUUGUGGAUAACAGAUUCAAGGCGGUUUUAAGCGACCUUAGGCUUCAGAGAGGAAACUGUGCAAGUGCAGCAAGCGUAACGGAGAAGAUUGUGCGCAUUUAUAUUGUUUUCCGGUAUGUUCUGUAUAACCACCCGCACUUUGAUAGAGACAUGAACCUUAGCCAGAUGAAGCGAAUAUUGGGAGAUCUUCUGAGGCAUUAUGAUCAAGAAAAUACAGUUGGCGAGGAAGAUUGCUGGAGAAGAGAACAAUACUAUUGCUACUAUAUGCUUGUGAAUUUGGAUUCCAAGUGUUUUCCGGUGAUGGCUAGACGCGUGGAUGGGUUGAUGAUGGAUGUGUGCAGCGAUGUGAUGGUGAAGUACCGGCAAGGUAACAUCAGCGGGUUUUUGAAAGAGAUUAGAAGAUUGGACUUUCUUGGAUUCUGCAUAGCACAAGGAUUUGCAGGAAUUCUUAGAAUGAGAUGUGCCCAAGGGUUUAAGAAGGCGCUGACUGAGAAGUUGAAUAUUGAGGUGAUGAAGGAUUUUUUUGAGCUUGAGCAGGAGGAGCUGGUGGAAAUAAUGAGAUCAAACGGAGUUACAGUGAAAGCAGGGAUGGUUGAUUUUGAGCAUAAGGGCGUGAAUGAAGAGCCAAAUGCCUCUCUAGUGUUUAAGAAACUUUCGACGCAUGUAAGGCAUCCAGAAUGUUUCAUGCCAUUAGAAUGUGCCGACUAUGAGAUAUUCAGGUAUGCAUUGCGCAAAACUGUAUAUAGAAGAAUAGAAACGCUGAUUUGCAUGCAGAAAGCAAGCGAAGAUGCGAAUGAUGGUGUGAAAUCAGUAUAUGAAUACAAAAAUGAGAUGAGUAUGGCCAGCACGCACGAAAUUAUGUUAGAAGAAGCGCAGCCAAAAGGCAUGAUGGCGAGUGGCAGAGCAGUAGACAAUGUGAAUGCAAAUGUGAAUGGAGAAUCCGGAACGGAUGUGCAUUUACAGAAGGAGCGAAUAAGAAGUGUGUGCAUGGAGAUUCUUGAAGAGCUUGUGAAUAUAAGCGUGAUUAAGUUUGUGAGUGGAAUAAUACGUAGAAGAUUUCUGGAAGGCUUUGUUUUGGAAUGGCAAAGCAAAGCAUGUGCACAAAGGAAAUGUGGCGAUAUGCUAUUGGUUGUGCUUGAUAGAAGAAUUUUGUCUGCGACAUUCAAAGACAAGCUUUACAAAUCUAUUCUGAAUACCGUUAUGCCUAAGUUUAUGUAUGCAGACGAAGCGAAUAUUGAUGAUGUGCUUGCAUACAAGCUAUGUGUAUUUUCUGCACCUCAAUAUGCACAUGCAGAAAUAUAUGAAAGGUACCGCAUGGGAAACAUAAUUGUUGACACGCCGCAUAAUCUUAGCAAAAGAAUGGAUGAGAUACAUGCAAGAAUGGUAAAUAGCGCUAGAGUGAUUAGGGCAAGAUUAACAAAAGCUGUUGAGGGAAUGUGCAAGAGCAAGGCCAUGGAAGUAAUUGUUGAGCUUGCCAGCAAUGGUAAGAAUGAUGAUAUGAUUGAAGAGAAUUUGUCCUUGAUUUCAAAUGGCUUGCCAUUGAUGGACUGCGAUGUAUAUUAUGAAGAAGAUGAGAUUGAUCAUCUGCUUUCAUGUGUAAAGAGGCCUGCUGAUUCUGAUUAA
Molecule: messenger RNA, 1923 nt
Organism: Ordospora pajunii
Lineage: Eukaryota; Fungi; Microsporidia; Ordosporidae
Product: nuclear protein export factor
Exons: 1
Coding region: 1-1923 (640 amino acids)
Biological process (GO): mRNA export from nucleus
Cellular component (GO): cytoplasm; nucleus; transcription export complex 2
Source: RefSeq, a predicted model, not a curated record